This is a messenger RNA of Branchiostoma belcheri (Belcher's lancelet), 2786 nucleotides long. RefSeq lists its product as uncharacterized. Lineage: Eukaryota; Metazoa; Chordata; Leptocardii; Amphioxiformes; Branchiostomatidae. The record is from RefSeq and is a predicted model, not a curated record. Gene Ontology annotation, cellular component: membrane. The transcript has 15 exons. The coding region runs from base 1 to 2517 and encodes 838 amino acids.
AUGCCUUCUGCAGCUGCCCGGGCUCAGACGUGUGAGUUUGACCUGGGAUGGUGCGACUGGACAGACAACAAUGGGAAUAUGACGUGGAUUCGAUUGUACACAGCUGGUCCACAGUACGGACUUCAUGCAAUGAACCCCAUGUUUCCUGGCAGUGGUCCAGCAGAUGAUCACACACAGCCUGUGGAAUACGCUGGCUGGUACGUGAUGUCUAUGUGUGGAGGCGCAACCCAACCUGGCUAUGUAGCCACCCUCACCAGUCCUGACAUCAUCGGCCCCUGUACGCUGGAGUUCUGGUACACCAUGUUCGGCACGGACCUGGACAUGUCAGUCUACCUGCUACAGGAGGGACAGAAAACACAGAUCUGGCACAUGGCGGAUGUGAACGAAGACUUCUGGCAGCGCGCUAGUGUCACACUGUCGCCACCCAUGGAAGAGGCUUAUCAGGUUGUUUUUGAGUCCAUGAGAGGGACCAACUUCUUGUGCAAUGUGGCCUUUGAUGACGUCAAACUAGCUCCAGCUCCGCUACUGAAGUGUGACUUUGAGAGCACCGGUCCAUGUGCCCUGAGACAAGACGACAGCGAUGUGUUCGACUGGAGAUGGCAACAGGGGAUGACGGAGACUCGAGAAGAUGUCCUAAACAGGAACUUAACCGCCACCGUACCUGAUAUCCUCACGGGACCGGAGUACGACGUUACUCUGGGGCCAGGGAGAAAUGGUACGUACAUGUACGUGGAGUCGUCAAUCCAGUCAGCUGGUCACUACGCUCGCCUGUCGUCUACAGAACUCAGCGGACAGUGUCUGGAGUUCUACUUCCACAUGCUGGGACGUCAUUCUGGUACGUUGAAGGUAUACCAGCAGUCUGUGUACGAGAACGACACGACAGAACAGCUGAUCUGGGAAGUGUCCGGUAGUCAUGGUGACGAGUGGCACAGAGCAGCAGUCAGCCUCAAGAUCACCAACAACUUCUAUAUCCGUUUUGAGGCUGAGGUGGGCGGUUACUACAGUAACAUAGCCAUCGACGAGGUCAAAACUUUGGAUCAACCAUGCACAUUGGCAGGCGGCUGGGGUGCAUGGGGAAACUGGACGGAGUGUGACGCGGAGUGUGACGGCGGGACCCAGUCCAGGGCGGCGUACUGUGACAAACCCUACCCUGUCUUCGGACACUUUUGUGAGGGAGACGACGACGGUGACAUGAGGAGGGUAGAAGUCAGGGCCUGUAACACACAGCCGUGUCCCACUACCACGGUACCGACUACCCCUCAAAAAACAACCAGUGAAACAACGGUGGAGACAACAACCGUGACAACGCCUGAACCAACCACAACGGCGCAGACGACAACCAUGGAAACUACGACUGAGGCAGAGGUUGAAACCACCAUGGAGCUCACGACAGAUAGUGCAACAACCGCCGGUGUGACGACUGGUCAUUAUAAAACUACAACCGAAGUCACAAAGGCCAUCACAGACAGUACUCUACAACCUACCAAAGUCGUGAAUACUCUAAAGCCGGGAUCUCUUGAGGCUGAAAGCGCCCCUGUCUGCACCAAUGACUACAUGGAGCUAGCCCUACCGGCCCACCGGCUCACUCACGUGGUCACCAGCGGGCUGCAUUGGGACCCGGACCCGAGCUGCAAGGCCACCUUCAACGGUACCCACUACAUCCUGCGCACCGGGCUCUAUCAUUGCGGCACUAAGGUGACGUUUGACUCGAAGUACGUCAUCUUUUACAACAAUGUCAGCCUCCUUUUCACCCAUGAUGGCGUCAUCACAAGAGACCCGGAUGUUGUCAUCCACUCGGUCUGUAAGUACGACCGUGAAGAAGCCGUGAUGUCCGAGUUCCUGCCCAUCCCGGGCGGACUGGAGUUCGUGGAUGAAGGGUUCGGUCAGCUGUCCAUCCGGCUGGACAUGUUCCCCACACAGAGCUACCUGGCUCCGUACACCACACCUGAGUACCCGGUACACAAGCACCUGCGGGACAUGAUGUACCUGCAGCUGCAGGUGCAGGGCCACGCGCUACAGCUGUCAGUCAUCGCCCUACAUUGCGAGGCUACGUCCGGGUACAACUCCUCCCUACGGUACCCACUGAUACAGGACGGCUGUGCCUCGGACGACACCCUACAGUUCUACGCAGGACCAGACCCCAGUACACAGCGGUUCGGUCUGGAGGCCUUCCGCUUCGUGCAGGAAGUGACGACAGUCCACAUCCGGUGUGAGGUAGAGGUGUGCGAUGCAGCUGACACAGGAUCCCGCUGUGAACAGGGUUGCAGGACCAAUCGUCAUCACAAGAGGGCACUUGAGGAUGCGGAUGACGUAAAGAACCGUUAUGUGAUCUCUCAGGGCCCUAUCAUCCUCAGCGCAGAUUCCCAGCAGGGGUACAGCGCAAAGACCGCCGUCAUUGCUGUGGGAGGAUCUGCUGCGGUCAUCGCUCUCGCUGCAGUUCUGCUGGUAGUCAAAGUGAGGCGCUCAAAGCGGGUACAUCCGGGAUACGAGCCACUCAGUACCCUUGAUGCCGAGUGAAAUAAGCAAAGAUGCUUCUAAUGCGGUACUUUGAUGUAACGAUAGACCAAUCAUGAAUUCUGUAUCUUAGCCUACUAUGAUACAGUGUCAUCUUUGGAACACUUGUGACGCUGAUUUCAGCAAUAUUUCCCCUUAGCACAAACAGUUGCUACAAAUUCCAUAUAUCCAUAAAUCUUAUUCUUGCAACUAUACGUGAGUGUGCAAAUGUUUUGAGUUAUUAAUGCAGUUAUUGUUGUUGAGAAUUCAGCAACCUACCCAUGUUAUUAGAC